This is a messenger RNA of Physcomitrium patens, 2289 nucleotides long. Its product is annotated as 3-ketoacyl-CoA synthase 13. Gene Ontology annotation, molecular function: acyltransferase activity, transferring groups other than amino-acyl groups. Gene Ontology annotation, biological process: fatty acid biosynthetic process. Gene Ontology annotation, cellular component: membrane. Lineage: Eukaryota; Viridiplantae; Streptophyta; Bryopsida; Funariales; Funariaceae. The record is from RefSeq and is a predicted model, not a curated record.
GAACGCAAUGAAGCUUGUCUGCCUGGACUCCGCAUAUCCUGCGCUACUACUACUACUCUCCUCCAUCUGGGGUGGGUCGUGGGUUUGAGCUGCCUGUUGCCUGCUUCGAAACUAUGAAAGUCCUCUGCCCUCGGCAAUCCUCACCACCGCUGCCUGGGUGUGCCGUGCUGUAGCUCCGCCUCGGGUAUCCAGGCCUCAGUUCCCCACUGGCGGUGUCGUCCCCUUCGGAUCUAGUCGAUCAAGUGGAGGUUUUUGGCUCACUCGUAGUACUCGGGUGGUCUCUUCGUCCCGGACUAGCUGGUUCAGGUGGAGGAAGGUAACAUGGUUGAUCACAUCAAUAAGAGCUGCCGAAAUGACCAAGUCCAUCUAGAUGAUCAUGAUAGCAAUGACGUCAAGGGACCCGCCAUGAAACCUUCGUCUGCAUUGCUGGGGCCAGCGUACAUACAUUUCAAGACAAAGGCCAUGUUCCCGGUGAUUUUGGUGGUAGCUGCGCAGGCAUUCUUCAGUCUCUACGACAAGGUACAUGCUCAAGCAAUGCGCUACUUCAUCGAAACCAUGAGUAUACCAUCCACCAUGGAUACUUAUACCAUCUUUCUGAGCUUGGUGGCUGCGACAUUGACAUUGGUCGCCUGCUACUUCGUUUUUGUCCCUGGUCCGACUCUUCUAUUGGAUUUCGCUUGCUUGAAACCUGACGACUCUACUAAGGUUUCCAAAAAGAUGUACAUGGAAAAGGCGAGAAAGACUGGGUUCUUUACUGAAAAAAGCUUAGAUUUCAUGGAAAAAGUCUUGUAUCUGUCCGGCCUUGGGGACGAGACAUACGCUCCUCCUUCCACACUUAGUGAGCCAGUAGACCGGUCCUUCAAUGCAUGCCACAUGGAGGCUCAGGCUACCAUCUUCGGUGUCACCGACGAGUUAUUUGCCAAAGGGACAGUAAAGCCCCAGGAAGUGGACAUCUUGAUAGUGAACUGCAGCAUGUACAGCCCCGUUCCCUCCCUGGCAGCCAUUGUAAUCAAUCAUUACAAAAUGAGGAAGGACAUCCAGGUUUUCAACUUGGGUGGAAUGGGGUGCAGCGCUGGAUUGAUUGCUAUUGACUUGGCCGACAAGAUGUUGAAGCUCAAACGAAACGCUUACGCCCUUGUGGUGUCAACGGAGGUCCUCAGUGCCAUGCUAGGUUACGCCGGCAACAGCCGCUUCAUGAUGGUAGGCAAUACUCUUUUCCGGAAUGGAGCUGCCGCGGUGCUCCUCUCCAAUCGCAGAGCGGACAGAUGGAGAGCCAAGUACGAGCUGCAACAUCUGGUGCGCACCCACUACGGAGCAGACGAUGCGAGCUUCAAGUGUGUGCACUCAACCCAGGACGACCAGGGACACAUCGGGAUAUCCCUCUCCAAGGACCUCAUGAAGGUGGCUGGUCAUGUUCUGAAGGAUAACAUCACCACUCUGGCACCCAAAAUUCUGCCCUGGAGUGAGAAGAUCAAGUUCGCAAUCAACUUCGUUCAUAUCAAGCUGAAUUCAAGUCAAAAGCCGCCCAUCAAGCCCUACGUGCCUAACUUGAAGAAGGCGGUGUCUCACUUCGCUUUUCAUCCCGGAGGCAGGGCGUUGCUGGACAGUGUUGCCGAGAAUCUUGGUCUGAACGAUUGGCACAUGGAACCUUCUCGCAUGACUCUGCACCGCUUCGGCAACACCUCCAGCAGCAGCGUGUGGUAUGUCCUGGCGUACUUGGAGGCCAAAAACCGUGUUAAACACGGCGACCGGGUGUGGCAGAUCGCCCUAGGAUCAGGAUUCAAGUGCAACAGCGCCAUUUGGAGGUCUCUCAGACCCUCGCAGGAAGGUCCUUCAACCAACUGCUGGUCUGAGUUUAUUGACAAGUAUCCCAUGGAAAUUGUUACCACUCUUCCGACGCAUCUAACAAAAGUCGAAUCUGCCAAUUAAUUUACACCAUUUUGGCGUAGCCGCCUAAUUCAACCUUUGGUCUCGCAAUUUUUCCUUGUAUUGAUUGGUGCUUCAAUGCAUCAUUUUCACUCUGGAACGAGGCUCAUGAUUGGGUUGAAUAAUUUAUACUGGCCGUCACCUACAAAAAAAAAGAAGCAAACGAGCACACUAGAGGAAACGAAAUAGAGUUUUGGCUGGAUCCCAAAAAAGAAGAAAAAAAACACUUGAUUAUUGAACUUAAGUGUAUGACUGUCACUUCCGGAUUCAUUACGUAUCAGGACUAGGAGUAAUACACAUUCUUCUUAUGUUGGCAUCAUUGUUGAAAUCAUUUAAGUAACUUGGGAUAAGGUUCUCAUGGAA